This is a messenger RNA of Penaeus indicus, 1123 nucleotides long. Its product is annotated as gonadotropin-releasing hormone receptor-like. Gene Ontology annotation, cellular component: plasma membrane. The coding region runs from base 248 to 1123 and encodes 291 amino acids. Gene Ontology annotation, biological process: neuropeptide signaling pathway. The transcript has 2 exons. The record is from RefSeq and is a predicted model, not a curated record. NCBI's taxonomy places the organism in Eukaryota, Metazoa, Arthropoda, Malacostraca, Decapoda, Penaeidae. Gene Ontology annotation, molecular function: corazonin receptor activity.
UGAUCCAGAGAAAAGUUUUGACUCCGAGGUGCUUGUGAGGAUGCUGACCGAUGCCUGAAAGUAAGUUUCCUCUUAGUCCUACACUGCAGAGAGAACAGCAGAAAGACGGAUGAAAUAGAGUCAAAGACACUUAAGCAAAGAACUUAAGUCCUAAGUUAUCAUGGGGAGAAGACAACACACUGGAGAACAGUAACUCCAGAGGACAUUAGCGUGUGAUGUAAGAAGCCUCAGCUCUCCUUUGCGAGUGAUGACGAGUCCCCACGAGGCGGCGCUAGAACUGAGUGAGACAUUCCGACAUGCCGACAAGAGGUACAUCAUGCCGUCGGGCGUAGACAUGGAGCUUGAGAGCAGCAUGGCGGAGGAGGGACCGACCACCACCGAGCAGGAGGACCUCUCGAGGUUCCUGCUCACGGCCGAGACGCCGUACGACCGGCUGGAGAAGGCCGUGGAGCAGAACCUGACGGACGGCCAAGGCGUGAUACUCUCCAUCGAGGACUGCCAGUUCCUGCAGCAGCAGAUGGAGAACCUGAGCCUGUCCAACAUCACGUGCCUGGAACACGCGCCGCAGUUCAGCACGGAGUCGCAGGUGAAGGCCAUCGUGCUGGGCGUCAUGGCCCUGCUGUCCCUCGUCGGCAACACGGCCACCAUCGUCAGCAUCGCCAGGGAGAAGCGCCGCUCCCGCUCCACCGUGUACACGCUCAUCCACCACCUGGCCGUGGCGGACCUCUUCGUCACCUUCUCCUGCCUCACCACCGAAAGCAUCUGGACUUACACGGUGCAGUGGCUGGCCGGGAACGCCCUCUGCAAGCUCGUCAAGUUCCUGCAGAUGUUCAGCCUGUACCUGUCCACGUUCAUCCUCGUGCUGAUCGGGAUGGACCGCUUCAACGCCGUCCGCUACCCGAUGAGGCGGUCCGACACCCAGCGGCGCUGCGUCUACGGGGUCGCCUUCGUCUGGAUGCUCAGCGGCCUGCUCAGCGUCCCCCAGGUAGGUCGGCGGCCGAGGGCGGCGGCUGAGGGUCUCAUGUGGCCGCGGCGGCUGCUCUCAGCUGGCAAUUGCCCAGUCAAGUUUGAGAUAUAUUUGACAUUAUUGGGCAAGAGACUGGCGUCACUGCGGUAUUACUGA